Messenger RNA from Maylandia zebra (zebra mbuna), 10996 nucleotides. It is a transcript of the gene nav2a, whose product is annotated as neuron navigator 2a. NCBI's taxonomy places the organism in Eukaryota, Metazoa, Chordata, Actinopteri, Cichliformes, Cichlidae. The record is from RefSeq and is a predicted model, not a curated record. Gene Ontology annotation, biological process: neurogenesis; nervous system development. Gene Ontology annotation, molecular function: protein binding; ATP hydrolysis activity.
GUGAGUGGUCGCUGUGUCGCUGCUGACUUUUGCUUCCCCCCCCUUCCUCUCCAUCUCCUCGUUUCUACUACUCUCUCUGCUCUUCCUCAAAGGAGUUUCUUCCUGUCUUCCUGAAGCGACGGUGUAAUUAAUUACCAAGACUCUGUGGGAGUGGAGCUGCUCUGCUUCCAAUUGGAUCCUUGGCCAUUUGCUGACUCUCAUUCAUUGCUGGAAAUAAAUGGAAGGGAACACUCACUCUACCACGAGGCAACUGGGGAUUCCUUUUGGUGUGAAGUGGGAUUUUUGAUCUUCUUUCUUGGACUUUGCAGAGUGAAUUUUCAUCAGGAUACUUUUAUUUUUUUUAAACCAAAAAACUCUGAGGCCAAAUUAUUCUUGCAUGAAAUGACAAGCUGAUCCAACUUAGUAACAGGAUGCAGGUGGGAUUCUGUGGGUUUUAAACCAUUCCACUGCAUGUUGGGGAGCUCAGGUCAACCCCCACCUCCUGCUAAGAAUCAGUAGAAGAAGCUAAGACUGGGACAUGAACAAACUGCACACUUCAAUCAGGCGUUGGAUCAGGUGCAACCUCAAUAUAUGUGCUGUGUUUUUUUCCUUUCUUUUUUUUUCCUCCAGUCUGGUAACUCAUUCACAAACAGAAAAGUAGCUUGAUUGCAGAGAAUUCCUGCUUACCGGUGACAGGAUUUCCAUCUCAGUGUGACAGGGAGGGGAGCUUGCAGUCAUCUGGUCGCUGGGGAAAAGAUGCCAGCCAUUCUAGUGGCCUCAAAUAUGAAGUCGGGACUCCCCAAACCCAAACCUGUGCACAGUGCCCUACCUAUCCCCCAGACCCCCAGCAGGACGUCACCUCUAGCUCUACCUCCGGCACCUCUCAAGACGCACAUUCCCUCAUUGGGCCAGCAGGUGGGCUCAAGACCCCCAAGAAACAACGCAGCAGAGUCAGAGGUUGGCAGAAACACUCAGAUUUACACGGACUGGGCCAACCACUACCUCGCCAAGUCAGGACACAAGCGUCUGAUCAAGGACCUGCAAACAGACGUCACGGACGGAGUGCUGCUGGCUGAGAUCAUACAGGUCGUAGCCAAUGAGAAGAUUGGUGAUAUCAAUGGAAGUCCCAAGAGCCGUUCUCAGAUGAUUGAGAACAUAGAUGCCUGCCUCAGUUUCCUGGCAGCUAAAGGAGUCAACAUCCAGGGUCUGUCUGCAGAAGAGAUUCGGAAUGGCAAUCUGAAAGCCAUCCUUGGCCUCUUCUUCAGCUUGUCCCGCUACAAACAGCAGCAGCAGCAGGCCCAGCGGCAAAACUCCCAGCCCACCCUCCCACUUGCUGCCCAGUCCCAGAGCACACACCCUCCACUGAGUCAGCAGAUCAGCGCCCCGGCCCAGCUCAGCCACUCUCUGCAUGGGACUCCUGCCAUCACAUCCCAGAAAGCAGCGCAGGCCGAGAUGCAGUCCAGGGAUGGGUGUCAAAGUAAACCACUCAAGUUUACCCUUGGUCAGAAAAAGACCUCUAGACUUCCUGGCCCCACAACAAGGGUGUCCACUGCUGGCAGUGACAUCCCACCGAGAGGGUCGGUCAGUGCUGCUGGGAACAGACGGAGCCAGGGCUUCAGUGACAAAACCAAAGCCAACUCACACCUGAACAAAGAUUCCUCAGAGGGCCUGACCUCACAACCUUUGGUGAUGACUGAGCUUGCUCCAUCAUCUGCAGUGUCUGUCAGCUCCUCCACCAGCAUCCCUGCCACUACCUCUACCCUGAUUCCUCCCUUGUCCUCAUCCUCCUCUUCCACAGCUAUUCCCCAGCCCAACAGCAAGCCCUGGAGGGGCAAGUCAGCAAGCUCCAAGCACACCUCUUCUAAUUCCUCCGCCUCGACGAGCCCCCCCUCAUCUGCCAUGCAGUCUGUCAAGCAGGAGAAGGACACUUCCUGUAAGACUGCUCUGACAAAUGAAGCUCCUCCUAAGGUAGUAACUCAAAAGUCAAUGCUGGAGAAGCUUAAACUCUUCAACAGUAAAGGAGGCUCCAAGUCGUCCUCCAUCUCUUCCUCCAAUGGGGUAGGGCCCCAGACUGAUAAUGCUGCACCAACCAGGCAGCUUGGAGCGGGGCAGGUGGAGAGAGCUGAGACAGGCUCCAACACCGACCCCUUAGAGGAGAAUGAUGGCAAUGUUCGGCCGGGACUCAACGGAACCAGCAAUGGGAAUUCUUGUGGAGCGGCUCCCUCUUCGGGAACUACGGUUUCUACCACCGCAAGCAGCCCCAAAAUAGCUCUGAGGGGCAUUGCCCAGCGAACUUUCAGCAGAGCUUUGACUACCAAGAAAGGCUCAGUCAAAGGACCUGAAAAAGAUAAGGAAAAGGGGAAGGAGAAAGGGAAGGAGGUAGCGAAGCGCACCUCCGUCCCUGAUAAAACAGAGCUGAGGGGAGAUGAGCACAAGGAAGAAGUAGUACCUGUUGCUCUGGAUGCUGACACAAAUAAAAGAACCUCUAAAAUUGCCAGUUUCAUUCCCAAGGGAGGUAAAUUGGCCAAAAAAGAGAGUUCCACCCCUGCACAAAGCGGAAUACCAAAGCCAGGAGGCAAACCCACAGGAGCUGGUGGUAAAGCUUCUUCAGUGAAGGAAGCAGGGGAGAGGCCUCGGAGCAUGCGGUUAGGAGGGGGUCUCGCCAUGCACCGUGGCCCCCUGGACAGAGACAGGGACAGCAGGCACUCCAGCUCUACCUCCAGCCUGGCCUCCACAGAAGGAAAGACCAGCACCGCCCCUGUGGCAGGUGGUGGCACUACCCAGAGCACAGCCAGCAACACGGUCAGCGUGCAGCUACCUCAGACGCAACAGCACCAUAGCCACCCCAACACAGCCACUGUUGCACCUUUCAUGUACAGAUCCCAAACAGACAGCGAGGGAACAGUGACUACUGAGACCGAUUCAGGAGGCAGAGGUGGAGACAUUUCCUUCACCAAGACCAGCCAGACAUCCAUCGAGGACCUUUCAGGUGAAGACCCAGAGACCAGGCGGUUGCGUACUGUCAAAAACAUAGCUGACCUGCGGCAAAACUUAGAGGAGACCAUGUCAAGCCUCCGAGGAACUCAGGUCUCACACAGCACCUUGGAAACCACCUUUGACAGCAGCAUUACCACAGAUAUCAGCGGCGGUGGCGGCACAGGCAGUGGCAGCAGCAAUAGCGGAGGCAGUCGAAGCAUCCUCAGCCUUACAUCUUCCCGCCCCUCACUAUCCUCGUGGCGACUGGGCCAGUCUAGCCCUCGUCUUCAGGCGGGUGAUGCCCCCUCUAUGGGGAAUGGUUACGGUGGCCGUGUGGUUGGUGGCCAGGGAGGACGCUACCUUUACCCCGGGAACCUGCGGCGACAGCUGGCUGGCAGGGGAGGAGCCCUGUGCAGCGUGGACCUGGGAGACAGAGCCGGGGAAGACGUCGACCUUGAUGGAAUCCCAAUGGAAGUCACGGGAUACAUGAGCGAUGGAGAUGUGCUGAGCAAGAAUGCUGUGCGCACUGAUGAUGUGACCAGUGGCUACAUGACUGAUGGAGGUUUGGGAUUGUACACUCGGCGCCUUAACCGCCUUCCCGACAGCAUGGCUGCCGUUCGAGAGACGCUCCAUCGAAACGCGUCAUCGGGACAGGGAGAUGCUGACAGUUGGGACGACAGCAGCUCUGUGAGCAGUGGCAUCAGCGACAACAUCGACACAGAUGACAUCAACACCAGCUCCUCCAUCUCCUCAUACGCCAACACCCCCGCAGCACAGCGCAAGGGCCUCAGUACACAGCCUGUAACGGAUGCAGAGAAGCACUCAGCCUCAACACCGGCACACCAGACUUGGUCUGGAGACGAGGUCAAGAGGUCAGACGGACGUUCAGACAGCGGGGUUAGGAUGGAAACAGGUUCCAGGUGGAGUCGUCGGAACCCCUCCGACAUUUCUGAUGAGUCAGACAAGGGUGGCUCAGGAAGAAAGACUCCCUCCGUGUCCCACACUGGCUCUUGGAGGAGAGGCAUGAGCACUCAGGUGGGGGUGACGUCACCCCGGACUAAAAGCACUAGUAGCACAGGCUCCACUGGUUCAGUGAGCCACAAGACCCACAGUUCAGGUAAGACAGAUGAUGUUAAGGUGUCAGAAAAAGGACGUCUCUCUCCUCGUUCCAACGGCCUUCAUCGCUCACCCUCGGAUGCUGGGCGCAGCAGUGGUGAUGAGGCCAAAAAACAGACGAUCCCCACCAGCCGCACACCGACAACACACACACUCACAAACACCGUCUCCGAGCCCCACACACAGACGCACGCACUGACCUCACGCACCCCAACCAGCACCUUUGGCUUCAAGAAGCAAGGCCAUGGGAUGGUAACAAUGGUUACCGCCAGUGGUGCCACCAUCACCAGCGGCUCGGCUACACUGGGGAAGAUGCCUAAAUCUGGGGCGCGCUCACUGUCCGGAGGGUUGAAGGCUGGCGGGCAGGAUGGAGGCACAGUGUUAGGACACCAUGAUGACGGUUUCCUCCCGAUGAGCGCCCGCUCCACCCUGCAGUACCGUAGCCUGCCGAGACCCAGCCGCUCUGGAGCAGCCGCCCGCAAUGGGAACCGCUCCUCCACCAGCAGCAUUGAAGCCGCUGUGCUUUCUGUCACCUCUCAUGGGAAAAACUCAAUCAGCAUAGCCAAGGCCAACGGCUCAGCAAGCCUGCUGGCCAAUCAGACAGAUCGGGAAAAAGGUGUCUCUGAGAUUGACAACCUCAGGAGUGGGGUCGCGAUGCAGAGCGGAGGAGGAGCAACUGUUCCUCUGACAGGAAGACAGCAGGUUUCUUCACCUACAUUACGCAGAUUAUUUGGUGGAAAGCCCAGUAAACAGGCGCCAGUGACCACAGCUGAAAGCAUGAAGAACUCUACUGUUAUCUCCAACCCCCAUGCUACCAUGAAUCAUGUGGCUACAGUGCUGGAGUCUCCCGAUGGAGGACUAAGUUGCUUGGACAACGAAACCAGCAGUCACCUGUUUGGAGGCCGGGCACUUGGAUCGGGGACAGGCACGCUGGGCAGUGAGCAGGCCUCCAGCCCUGGCUCUGUGUACUCCUCCACUGGACCCUCCAACAGCCUGACGUGGGGAACCACCCUGAGCAGCUCCUCUGUGCAGAGCAGGGAGAGCACCCUGGGUGGACACGGUGGAACUGGAAGCGUGGGUUUCCCUUCUGUCAGCAGCAUGCACACGAGCAGCGAGUCCAUCGACAUGAGCCUAGGCAGCGCCGGAGGUGGCGGCCACGGGACCCACAGGGAGGACACGCUGUCCGCUCUGGGUCGCACCGGCAGUGUCAAGACCGGCAUGUCUGAAAGUCCCCUCUCCUCCCCCUCUGCUAGCCCUAUAUUCAGCCGAAACACCCUACCUCGGAGGCAGGACAGCGGACCACACUGUGGUAGAAACACUCUGCCUAAGAAGGGACUCAGGUAUGGUCCCUCACCACAGCUGCGAGGCCACGAGGAGGCCCGUGAUUGGCUGCGCUCCCACUCCACCAGUGGCCUACAGGACUCGGCCAGCAAUUCUCCGUUCUCUCCCGGCUCCAGCCUCACCUCCCCCUCUGGAACACGCUUCAACUUUGGACAACUCGCAUCAAGCCCGACCUCAUCAGCUCAGAUUAACCUUGGUGGUCUGCGCAACAACAGCCUGACCAAUCAGGAUGCCCCUAUCGACCCUUGCUGUGACAACCGUCUGAGAAACUCCUGCAUGUCGCUUGACGAGAAGACACGCACCAUGAGCAGAUCGGGAUCCUUCAGGGAUGGCUUCGAAGAAGUUCACGGAUCAUCUCUGUCUCUGGUCUCCAGCACUUCUUCCAUUUACUCCACGAAUGAGGAAAAGUCUCAGUCGGAGAUUCGCAAGCUUCGGCGGGAGUUGGAUGCCUCCCAGGAAAAAGUUUCAGCCUUGACAACACAACUGAGUGCAAAUGCUCACCUGGUGGCAGCGUUUGAACAGUCUCUGGGCAACAUGACCAUAAGGCUGAAGAGUCUCACCUUGACGGCCGAGCAGAAGGACUCCGAGCUGAAUGAGUUGAGGAAGACCAUCGAGCUUCUGAAAAAGCAGAACGCUGUUGCUCAGGCUGCUAUCAAUGGAGUCAUUAACACACCUGAACUUACACCUAAAGGGGAUCGCACAGCUGGCAGUAAUGGCAGUCCACAGCAGCAGCAGCAGCAGCAACAGAACCAGCAGCCAGAUCUGCGCAUCAAGAGACAGCACUCCUCCGACAGCGUCAGCAGUGUUGCCAGCGCGACCAGCCACUCGAGUGUGGGCUCCAACAUGGAUGCUGACGCUAAAAACAAAAAGAAGAACAAAAAGAACUGGUUGCGAAGUUCCUUCAAACAAGCAUUCAGCAAGAAGAAAUCUCCGAAGUCGGCCUCCUCUCACUCUGACAUCGAGGAGAUGACGGACUCUUCAUUGCCAUCCUCUCCCAAGCUGCCUCACAAUGGCACCUCGGCCACAGGCCACAUGCUCAGGAACACGCACUCCAACACACUAUUGUCGGAGUGUUUGGACAGCGAGGCUGAGACGGUGAUGCAGCUGCGCAGUGAGCUCAGAGAGAAGGAGAUGAAACUAACUGACAUCCGCCUGGAGGCUCUUAGCUCUGCACAUCAGCUUGAUCAACUCCGCGAGGCCAUGAACCGCAUGCAGGUGGAGAUUGAGAAGCUCAAGGCGGAGAAUGACCGUCUGAAGCUGGAGAACCAGGGCAGCAGGACGGGCUCCCAGGCCUCCAUCUCAUCUUCUCCUCCCCCUCAUACACACGGCCACACCCCAGGGCCUGCACCAGGGCUCUCCCAACAUGGCCUCAACCUCACGGCCAGUGAGUCCACCAGCCUGGACAUGUUGCUGGAUGACACGGGCGGAGAAGGAGGAAGGAAGGAGGGGCGGCACGUGAGGAUUGUCGUUAGCUUGGAUGAAGACAGCAAGUGGGGAGAGGAGGCUCGACCUCGACAUUUUCUUAUUGGUUGCAUCGGUGUUAGUGGCAAAACUAAGUGGGAUGUCCUGGAUGGAGUAGUCCGACGCCUUUUCAAGGAGUACAUCACCCAUGUGGAUCCAGUGAGCCAGCUAGGCUUGAGCUCAGACAGCGUGCAGGGAUACAACAUUGGAGAAAUCCAUCGGCCCAGCAGCCCCAGUGCCGCCAACACGCCUGAGCUGCUGCCGUGCGGCUACCUGGUGGGAGACAACACUAUCAACAUCCAGCUCAAAGGUGCAGGAAGUGAAAACGUGGACUCGCUGGUGUUCGACACGCUCAUCCCCAAGCCGAUGCUGCAGCGCUACGUCUCCCUGCUGAAGGAGCACAGGCGUGUCAUCCUGUCAGGCCCCAGCGGUACAGGAAAGACCUACCUGGCCAAUCAGCUAUCGCGUCACCUGCUGCUGCUGGAGGGCCGACCGCUAACUCCAAAUGCUGUCGUCACUUUCAACGUGGAUCACAAGUCCAGCAAAGAGCUGCGUCAGUACUUAUCAGGUUUGGCCGAGCAGUGCAGCAGUGUCUCAGGGGCAGAGAGCCCUCUAGUGGUCAUCUUGGACAACCUCCACCAUGUCAGCUCCCUGGGAGAAAUCUUCAAUGGUCUGUUCAACUGCAACUACCAGCACAGCCCUUACAUUAUCGGCACCAUGAGCCAAGCCACUUCAUCUGCCCCCAACCUGCAGCUUCACCACAACUUCAGGUGGGUGCUGUGUGUCAACCACAUGGAGCCAGUGAAAGGUUUCCUUGGCCGCUACCUGAGAAGGAAGCUGAUCGAGAUGGAAAUCAGCAGCCGAACACGCAAUGUAGAGCUGGUGAAGAUUAUUGACUGGGUCCCACGGGUCUGGCACCACCUCAACCGCUUCCUGGAGACACACAGCUCCUCUGAUGUCACUAUUGGACCCCGUCUCUUCUUGUCAUGUCCCAUGGACGUGGAAGGCUCCAGGGUUUGGUUUACUGAUCUCUGGAAUUACUCCAUCAUCCCCUACAUGCUGGAGGCAGUGCGUGAGGGACUGCAGCUGUAUGGCCGCAGAGCUGCAUGGGAAGACCCAGCUGCCUGGGUUAUUGACACCUACCCGUGGUCAGCAACCCCCCCUCCAGGUGACUGGCCCCCGCUGCUGCAGCUCCGGCCAGAGGAUGUCGGGUUCGAUGGCUACUCAGCCCCGAGAGAAGGAGUCAGAAAAGAGCCGCCACAGAGUGACAGUGACGCAGACCCACUGAUGAACAUGUUGAUGCGUCUGAAGGAGGCAGCGACCUCGUCGAGCCCACAGAGCUACGACAGCGACUCCAACAGCAACAGCCACCAGGAUGACAUCCUGGACUCAUCGCUGGAGUCGACCUUGUGAUGCUAUCUGAAGGCAACACCAGCAUCACUUUAAAAAAAAAAAUUUUUCUUUUAAAUAAUAAGAACUGUUCUCAGUGUGAGAACUUCCGUUUGAGGGUUGAAUUUCAUGCUACAAAAUCCAGCCACCUUAAUUUGGGUGCAGGUAACCCAAAUACUUUAAAAAAGGAAAGAAAAAAAAGUGAAAUUGCAUUUCAGUAAACGGGCAACAGAAGUUUCUACUGCACUGCGCUGUUUGUCCUGUUUUUUGUGUUUUUUUUCCCUUCACCACUGUGGCCCGUGGCUCCUCUCUCUGGAGCCUGACAUGUAUUCCAGACAGACAGAAGAAAAGCACGCAGCCUGUUGCUGUUGGCGAGGCUUCAUCAUUACCAUCAUCACCAGCCAUCAGUGUACUUAAAACACCAGCCAGGAGUCCUCCAUCCUCCACAAGGCUGCAGCAUCGGUCCAAGGACACCAGGCUAAGACACUACGGGUCCUGCCAAGCUGUAGUGUGCCAGAGCUGCCUGCAGAUGGUGAUACAGGCCCUCAGCUCUGGAGCGUGAGUGAACCCUGUACUUCAGCCUUCUGAAAACAUAUAUGCUGCUGUGGGUUGAAUGGAUGGAGGAACAGCCAGCCACUUUCUUGCUCCUCCUCCUCUUCCAUUGCUGAAGUUGCCUGUGUGAUCACUGGAGGAUGAAUCGAGCCAAAGUGAAUGUUCAGUCUCAUAGCAUGCCUGAUCUCACUCCAACAGACUUCUCAGAGAGUUCAUUAGUUGUCCAUCCCAAACUAGCAAAGACAAAAAAAAGAGUCCAUCGAAGGACACGUGUCCAUUAAAACCAACUAAGCGAUGAGUUCCUACCUGCCAUAGCCGAGCGUGUUUGUGGACAUGAAGGAUGGGAACUGAUGGCUUUCUAUAUGGUACCAGAGAAGUAAGCAAAUACUGUAGCAAAGCUUUGUCUACACCGUGUUUUAAGAAAGAACCUUAUGAAGGCAAGCUUAGUUAGUUGAAUCAAAAGUUCUUAUCACAAAACCUACUUACACUUUGUUUUGGUAUUUUAUUAUAUUGCACUUUCUCUUUAAGGUCCACAGAGGUUAUAAUAUGGCAUUAUAGCUGAGAAAUUAUUAUUCCAGUAAAUCUAGAAGGAUAACAUGUAGGUUUUACUGGCUAAAGAGACAAAUAUAAACACUUACUUCCUGAGAAAAGCUUUUUGUUUCUUUUUUUUAAUCCACAGCAUCUGUAAAGUAACUUUUAAAAAACUGCACAGAUGAAAAUCUCUUUUACAGAAUCCCUUUAAAGUUCUCACAAAAAGAUUUUUAAAUGGAAAGGGCACUUAAUGGGAAGUUAUCAUCCACCACAGCUAGAUUUGUCCUUUUUGAGGCAUUCUUCUCCUCUAGCUGUGUUACAACUUCACCGUGCAAGUCUGUGAGCUCAUGCUUCAACCCCCUUAGUAAACAUUUGAGAUCUCCAUGCACAUUAGCCCCAAGCAGGCGGUUGUAGCACAGAACCCUUUUGGUGCUGGACUGAAUUCUAACAAACAAUGCCUUACUAUUUUCUACGUGCAUUAGCGGAUUCAUUAUUCCUCUAAAUGGCUGUAAACUUGACAGGGCUCUGAGUCGACUCUCACCUCGAGCGACUGCGGUUGUCGAGGAGUGAUGCUGACCUCUCAUCAUAUUAUUCACCAAUGCCGCAUGAUUGAAUACACAUGAAAGAGAAGUAGUGCUUUUGUAUGCAUGUGUGAACUGAGAAGAUGGUGUAAAUAUUUGGACCACUAUCAAGAAAAAGAUUCGGAUGUGUUGUGGUGCUCAAUACCCGAACUUAACUUAUUGAUGGUUGAUCGGGUGAGGGGAACUUUAAGAAAAAGUCUUUAAUUUUUUUUUAUACCUCAUCCACAUCGUUGAACUGUGCUUCUGCCACACUUAUUGUCUGUUUUUAUGUGAUUUGUGAUGAACAAAACUGUCAUAACUACAUAUUGAGCUAAUUAUGGAAAACUAGUGCAUAUGCUGCUUUGUUUAUAUUAAUAUAAUUAAUCAGAGGUGAGAUAAAAGUACUUGUGGUUGAAUGAUAAUGAAAAGUGGUUUGCCAUUAUUUCAGUAGCUUAAAGAAUUACGAAUAUCAUACUUUUGUUUUAAGCCUCCCAGCCUGCCUUCUGGGAGGGGUGCUUAAAGCUGGGGUCAUGGAGUCCAGCGCGACUUUCCAUGUUUUUCUCACCUAUCCUAUGCAACAUUCAUUCUGAUCUCCAAAUGGAAGCCAAAAGCCGCAUGCGUGUUUGUUUUCAGCACUGCCUCGAGAUGUACAGCUUGGAACCAGAUAUGUGAAGACUUUACAGAUUUGUGGCCAACGUUCUUUGUCCAUUAAGUGUGUCUGUGUAUUUCAUAAGGCCUCUCCUGCUACUGUCCUCGUAAGCACAAAGAGACUUAAUUCUGUUUGCGUGUGUAAACCCACUCUGAGAGGUGUGGAUGUCUAUCAAGCAUUUGACUCGUCUGUUGAUUUAUUACUCACAAACUCAAUGAAUGUUUAGCCUUCUUAGCAAUGUACUUUUUUUUUUUUACAUGUAACAUAAUUUUGUAAAUAGUUUAUUAUUGUGCAGCAUUUUGAUGACCUUUUUCUAGACAAUUUGUUACAGUACUUGAAAAGGAGUAUUUUGUGUACAGUCUCUUUACAUCAGAGCAGAUUGGUGCAGUUUCUCAUCACUGGUUUGUCCAGGGCUCAGAGAAUUAAAUUUGAUAUCACUGUA